CGUGAGAAAUCCAAACUCUUUUUUUCGCCCAAUAUGAACAGAAGUGUGACAGCUGAAAUUGUGAGUGAAAUGGGCAUUCAAGCUACCACGAACCUUGGCAAUUACUUAGGAGUCCAUGUACUCCAUGGCAGAGUAACUAGGGAGACCUACAAGCUGGUGAUUGAGAAGAUUGAGAAGAAGCUCUCUAGCUGGAAGAUGAAGAACCUAUCACUGGCUGGGAGAGUCAAUCUUGCUCUCUCGGUCCUAAAUGAUAUGCCAACCUAUGUGAUGCAGACUGCAAAGCUACCUGUUCGGUGUGUGAGACCAUUGAUAGGAUAAUUCGGAACUUUGUGUGGGGAGCAAGGGAUGGAAAGCAAAAGGCUCAUCUGAUAUCAUGGGAGCACAUUUGCAAGCCUAAGAACCUAGGUGGGCUUGGGCUCCGUUCGGCUCGGGACCUGAACAAAACAUACCUAAUGAAGCUAGCUUGGUCCUUUCUCAAUUCUCCUGAGGAGCUGUUCAAGUUAUGCAGCAUAAAUAUUUCAAAAUUAAAGAUGGGAGUAUGCAGCAGCUGAAAGGGAAGAGGCAAUCACACCUAUGGCGCGCUAUGCAAGAGGUUUGGCCACUUCUAAUGCAGGGGACAACUUGGAGCCUGAGGAGUGGUCAGGACACGAGUUUUUGGGGAGAUAUAUGGCUGGAUAGUGGGGUGGCCCUCAAGGACCUCCUCCCCCACGAAGCGGAUCAGCCUGAUGAAAGCAUCCUUGUGGCAGGAAUGGUUGAUGAGGAUGGCAGGUGGGAUUGGAACAAGUUCGAGCACAUGCUGUCUCACGAAAUGUGGAUACAAAUUGCAGGUACUGUGCCACCUUGUAGGGAGAGUGGAGAAGACCGUACUAUAUGGGCCUUGGAGGAAGAUGGGUGUUUUCGGCUACGGUCAGCAUAUGCGCUUGCAGCAGGCUUUGCGGAUGAGGAGGAACAACGCUGCUGGAAGGUGAUAUGGAAAUGGGAUGGACCCAGUCGAGUCAGACACUUCCUUUGGCUUGCGUAUCAGAGCAAGCUAAUGACGAAUGAGGAGCGAAAGAGGAGAAAGCUCACUACGAAUAGUGGAUGCGUAAGAUGUCCAUUAAUUGAUGAGGACAUUUUACAUGUGCUAAGGGAUUGUGAAAUGGCUACUGUGGCAUGGAAGGAGCUAAUUCCAAGAGAGAAACACCAGAACUUCUUCUCGAUGCCAUUACAAGGAUGGAUGGAGGAAAAUCUAAGGGAUGUUAACUAAUCUCUUGUUUUUGGGUUGGGCUGUUGGAUUAUAUGGAAGUGUCGUAAUGAGCUUGUUUUUGCAGGGAAGCAAACCUCAGGGGCAGCUCUAGUGGCUCGUAUUCGCUGCUGGACCGAGACGGUGGCAAGGGAGCUAAAGAGUGACGAGCGGAUCAACCUUCGACGGGAAACUAUGAGGAAGGAAGUGAUGGUGAGCUGGCGACCGGCAGCGGAAAGAUGGAUCACCAUCAAUACAGAUGGUUCGAUGCAUAACCCGGGAUCAAUGGCGACAGCAGGGGGUAUUGUGAGGGACUAGUGUGGCCGGAAACUGGGGAGUUUUAUGUCGAAUUAUGGCCAGUGUACGAUCAUGAUGGCCGAGCUUAGAGGAGCACUAGAGGGACUGAUCUUAGCGCGUCGGUUGAAAGCCCCCAGAGUUGAGCUCCAGAUGGAUUCUUUGGCAGCGGUACAAUUCUUACAGAAUCGGGUCGAGGGAGGGCACAGGCAUGCCUCUAUUAUCCGUCAGAUACAAAAUCUGAUGGACACUUUUGGUGAGGUCAAGAUUACUCACAUUUACAGAGAACAGAACCGUGUAGCUGAUUUUCUUGCUAAUAAGGGACAUUCAAUCCCUGUAGGAAGCUCUCAGUACGAUCAUAUGGAGCCGCUUUUGUAUUUCUGGUUAAACUAUGAUGUUCUCGGGAUCCAAGAAGUCCGAGUAGUUAAUGUAAUGGGUUAGGGCGCCCCUAGCGCCCGUUUUUCACAAAAAAAAUUAAACAAGACAAUAAAAUUAUUCAAUUUCG
Molecule: messenger RNA, 2021 nt
Organism: Linum trigynum
Lineage: Eukaryota; Viridiplantae; Streptophyta; Magnoliopsida; Malpighiales; Linaceae
Source: the annotation of a GenBank genome assembly